AUGGUCGAGAGCAAGGCGGUGGUUACACCUAUUGGACCACAGUUUAAGCUCAAGAGUUUGACGAAGGAAGAAGAGUACGAGGAAACGAGGUUCAUGAACGUGAUACCAUACGCAUCAGCCGUUGGGAGUUUAAUGUAUGCGAUGGUGGGUUCUAGACCUGACUUAUGCUUCGCAGUGGGCUUGAUCAGCCGCUACAUGAGCAAGCCAGGAAGACAACAUUGGGAAGCUGUUAAGUGGGUGAUGAGAUACCUUAAAGGAGCUCUAGGUUCAGACCUAAUGUUUACUAAAGGAGAAGACUUUAAGGUACGGGGAUUCUGUGACGCAGACUACGCUACUGAUUUGGAUAGGAGAAGAUCCGUUACCGGAUAUAAAUUUCAAGUCGGAGGCAACACAAUAAGCUGGAGAUCUGGUCUCCAACAUAUCGUAGCUCUAUCAACGACAGAAUCAGAGUAUAUGGCUUUAGCCGAAGCUUUCAAAGAGGCAUUAUGGCUUAAGGGUUUUGUUAGUGAAUUGGGGUUCAAGCAAGAUGAUGUGAGAGUGUUUUCAGAUUCUCAAAGUGCUAUACACCUAGCUAAGAAUGGCGGGUUCCAUGAAAGGACUAAGCAUAUAGACACUAGACUACACUUUAUGAGAGACAUAAUUGAGGCUGGCGACGUUACGGUUCACAAGAUUCACACAUCUAUCAACCCGGCGGAUUUCCUAACUAAGCGUGUACCUGGACAGAAGUUCGAGUCAUGCUUGGAGAUCGUCAAGGUUCUACCUUAG
Messenger RNA from Raphanus sativus (radish), 765 nucleotides. Its product is annotated as secreted RxLR effector protein 161-like. The record is from RefSeq and is a predicted model, not a curated record. Bases 1 to 765 code for a protein of 254 amino acids. The transcript has a single exon. NCBI's taxonomy places the organism in Eukaryota, Viridiplantae, Streptophyta, Magnoliopsida, Brassicales, Brassicaceae.